AUGGCGCGCCCAAAAACAGUUCGCGCCCCGACUACGGCCAGUCUUCCAAACAAUCUCCGCAUCCCCUCAUCGACCCCCUCGCUCUCAAAAGUCCUCGGCAAACUAUCCAGGCAAGCCCUCUUGGACCUGGCAUUCCUAUGGCUCGACGAACGCAACAUUGCCGCAUUCCCACCCUACUUGCAACACGACGAGGAAAACAGACCAGACGAUGAUGAAGCCCUCCCCUACCCCGCCGCAGAGACAGUCGAAGAGGUUCGCCAGACAUACGAAGACCUCGAAGAUCGAAAGGGUGGCAAGCGGGAGGUCCUGGAACGGAUCCUAGAAGGCGAUUGGCGACAUGGAAUCACCUUGCGACAACUCGCAAUGGCAGACCUACGCUACAUGGACGACCACCCAGCCAGUCUUCGAUGGACAGCACUAGAGCUCAGUCGGAUUGGCACAAAACAGAAACAACCGGAAGAUACUCCAUCAGCCGACUGGUCCGGCUCGGUACCUCGAAUGCAAGCUGCAACCUUUGUUCAAAGUCUCCAGCGAGAAAUCUCCCCGCUGGUCAAAGCACAUUACCACCUCGGCCGCUCAGGAACACUCCCUCUGACAAUCUUGCGGAUAUUCGUGGUUGACUCUCCGUACCAGUCUCCACGACAGGCGGCUGAGAUCUUCACAGACUCCUCGCGUGUCAUCUACGUCGCUUUCCCAGACAGCUGUCCUUUCGUAUAUACAUCUAUUACGGCAUCUACAGGAUCAAAAGCCGCUCCGGCACCAAGCUCUGUUGCAACUGAUACCCGAACCCUUCAGCGCCUGGUGCGCGACUCCAUCCCGAAGGCUCUCUCCAGACCGCAAGAGAGGUUCACCUUGAAGGCUACAUCGCUGGCAGCGAAGAACCUGCCAACACUCCUUGCACUCCGUGGUCCUGGACGAUCCGUAUCCGCAAAUGGAGCGUUUAGUGUAUUUGCCGAUGCGGUCAUUGAGGGAAGUCCCUUAGAUCCUCGACCUUCAAAUACAGUCACACCAGAAGAACAUCUCAAAACAAGUCACCUAUCUACCACAGAAGAAGAAAAUGACAAGGAAACCGGCAAUUUUGGAGAAGGCUUCUCAAAACGCAAGUCCACUGGGAAUGACAUAACCCCCUUGUCUCCAAUGUCAAAAAAGCGCUGCCUGGCCAUUCAUUCCAGAUUCGGGACGUCGAAUUCAACACUAGCCCCUGCGCCACUGGAUCGACUUGAUAUCCGGAUCCUCGAUAAACCAGGCUCAGAGGACUCAGGCGAAGCUGAGGAUUCGUCUGCUUCAACUCUCCCAGCAAUAUCCCUUAAUUUCGCCGGCUCGGAUGUCAUCAAUGGAAUCCGUAAGCUCGCGGAGCUAGGUAUCAUCGACCCGGAGCGUAUGCCAUCGUGGAUGACCGGUGAAGAGGGGAUAAGUGUAGCGACUAUUAAAAACGGGCGACGACUCCAAAAGAGUGAAUAG
Molecule: messenger RNA, 1461 nt
Organism: Penicillium nucicola
Lineage: Eukaryota; Fungi; Ascomycota; Eurotiomycetes; Eurotiales; Aspergillaceae
Product: CENP-N/CHL4 family protein
Exons: 1
Coding region: 1-1461 (486 amino acids)
Biological process (GO): chromosome segregation; CENP-A containing chromatin assembly
Source: RefSeq, a predicted model, not a curated record